UACGUAGUUUACAAAACAAACAUGGCGCGUGCACAGUUCGCGCGCGAAAGGCGACGCGCGCGGUCGUUCACUCACUAAACCCGCUAUUGUUCAAUGAACCACUUAUUUCAUUAUCUGAUGUAUAAAUGAUAUCUUUAUCAUCGACAACAUAUUUGUAACGAUGUGACAGUGUCGUGGUGUCUACAACCGUACGUGCCCGCAGUUGAAAAUAAUAGUGUGUAAAAAAUGAAUUUCACUGAUGUGUUUGAUGCGACCUCAACGACACCAAUGAUGGACUUCAUGUCUACCACCAUGAUGCCAGAGACAACCACGGCCGCGCCGGAUUUCCGAACAUGGUUGUCGAAUUUGGUUUUGCAGAAGACGACAGUCCAAGGCAGCUUCUGGCAAGGUUUCCUCGCUUCACUCUCCGUGGUCAUAGUCUCCGAGCUCGGUGACAAGACUUUCUUCAUCGCUGCCAUUAUGGCGAUGAAACACGCUCGCAUCAUAGUCUUUGCUGGCGCCAUAUCAGCUCUGGUCUUCAUGACGAUCCUCUCAGCAGCCUUCGGGUCGAUAGCCACUGUGAUACCUAGGAUAUACACUUACUACGCGAGUGCCGCUUUGUUCGCCAUCUUCGGUAUCAAGAUGCUGAGGGAUGGUUGGAAAAUGGACCCUAAUGAAGGGCAAGAAGAGCUGGAAGAGGUGCAAAGUGAGCUGAAGAGGAGAGAGGAUCAGGAAGAAAAAGAAGAAACGUUAGACAUGUUAGAACAAGGUCAAGCCGAGAGCAGAAGGCGGAAACGCAACGCGAUCCUCAAAGUCCUGCUGCAGGCGGCGUCGCUGACGUUCCUGGCGGAGUGGGGGGACAGGUCGCAGCUGGCGACCGUGGUGCUGGCGACCAGGGAGGACGCGAUAGGUGUGGUGGUCGGUGGCUCCCUCGGCCACGCGCUCUGCACCGGCCUCGCCGUCAUAGGCGGCAGGAUGAUCGCGCAGAAAAUAUCUGUGAGGACUGUAACGAUUAUCGGUGGACUCGUGUUCCUGUUCUUCGCCGUGAGUGCUUUGUUCAUCGGGCCCGGAGAAUAAAAACUUUAAUGAAAAGUGUGAGUGACAAUACUGUGUACAUUUAUAGAUUAGUUAAUCUCAUUUUGUAUGAACAUGCUUGUUGGAACAACGCUGUCUGGUAUCGGGUUGGAAAUGUUGGUGAAUCUAUACUAAUAUUUCGCACUCUUAAUAAAACAAUGACCUAUUUCAAAAUUGAUAAUUUGUGGGGAUCGUCAAAAAACUCAUUUCGGUUUGCAACCUUUUUUUAAGUUCCUAUAAAAUUGAAAUGUUUAAUAAGUCAAAAAUUAAAGCUAUAGCAUGAAAAAAAGGAAAAAUUAAAAAAAUUCGCAAACAUAAAUGAGUUUUUGGACGACACCUACAAAUUAUCAAUUUUGGAAUAGAUCGUUAUUUUAGUAAGAGAGCGAUAUUUAAUACGGGUGCGGAAAAAGGACCCCACUGCACCUGAUGAUAAGUGGAGUGGGGUCCAAUAGGAUGUCGACUGACGAGAGAUGAUUACCCCUCGACAGUCAACACAAUUAUGCCGGCCUGUUGGUACCGGAUAUACACAGGCUGAUCCUUUAUAUAAAGCUGAAGUUUUUGAUUGAAUGCGCUAAUGUCUGAAAGGGUUUCAAGCCGGCUGAGCUGCAGGCAAUAUACUAAUGUUGGUGGUUAAGAACGAAGCUUGUUAUAGUACUAUGUUGAUAAGAGAGUUUAUAAUUUGUAAUACAUCACAGUUGUUCAAGUUUUAAAGUAAAUUAACAAGAUAGGUGAUAUUUGUUUUCUGAUGUAACUAUGCUGCUAUAAAACAAGGUGUUAAUAUGUAAAACUGAAUCGCAAACAAUUGUAUUGUUUGUUUAAAAUAGGUAAUCCUAAAAAUAAAUAAUUACCACUCACUCUCAUCCUUAGGGCCGUAUUAAGAGGCAUCUCAGUUUAGCUCUGAAGUGCGCUGUAAGAUGAGACACUGUCAAGUUAAAGUUGGCAUCUUAAGAUAGUCUAUUUAAUAAACCUAUAUAUCAGCUCAAAUGACUGUAAGCCACAAUCUGUGACUGAUUUUGACAACUGAGUCUUGUCUCUUUAUAAGGGCGCCGAAUCAGCUGAGCACCAGGGGCCUUAUUCUCUAUCCCGCACGUUAUUUUGACAGUGCGUAACAAGCACGUAACACAACGCAUCAUGUUUAGGACUAUAGAAAUUUGGCUUACAGAAUACCAUUCCACGCACAUUUCUCGAAGAUAACAUGACACGGCCGCGUUACGCGUUUACACUAUCAUACAUAAUAAAGGCCCUGUUUUAAAUGACAACUUAAGCCAGGUUUAUUAAGUUCAAUACAUCGACUAAGCACUUGAGAUUUUACUCAAGUUGAGAUUAAUUUAUUGAUACGGCUCUACAUGCCGCCGAACUUAAGUUGCUCUUACGAUGUCAUCAAUUUCAAAUUUAAAUCAUGUAAAGUAGGAUUUGUGAAUACCGUUUGAAUCAAUAAGCGGACCUUAAAACCUCGUCGCCUUAAAUUUAAGUUUAAUAAAUAAGUAACGUUUCAGUAUACCAAUUUCAAAGAUAACGAAUGCUUAAAUCCGUGAGGCCAUUUUAAAUAUUUAAGUACCGUUUGAGUAUUCGGGCGUUAAACUUUCAAUAAUUAUGACUUACCUUAUAAAAAAUUCGCAAAGCUAUGCUUAGUUAAAAUACAAAUUUAGUCGAUCAGCUGUAAGUCAAAACCCGCCAUCUUGCCUCCUAAUAAGGUUUAAACUAGGAAACCGGUGAUGUGUUUGACAGCUAUUUAAGCAAUUCUUAACCACCUCUUAACGUUAAACAAGUUUAUAAGUAACACACUUAAUAUUAAACUCUGUUUUAUAGGAUAUAAUGACGGUAGUUGGUUAAUUUGUUAUCGCCACAUUGGGGACUGCUACUGCGACCGUAGUCAAGGUGCCUUUCUACAAUCGUUAACGCUUACGCUAUCUAUAUGAAUGACAUAUCAUAACGACAGACUUAUCGUUCUGAUGUCAUACAUUUUUAUAUUCUCUAUGAGCGUUAAUGAUUGUUAAAGCCAUUUUGACACGGUCUCUGUUCUUUAGAUAACUAGACAGUGUUGUUCUAACGAGGUUUCGAAGGGUUUAUUGAGAGCUGAUGCUGAUAAUACUAUCAUUGCGUGAAGAAGACGGCACAGUUAUCGGAUUAUGUUUUUAGUUUAGAUUAGGGCUGCUCCACGAGAAGAAAUCGAAUGGUUUCAAAAUCGAGUUACAUUUGAAAUCGAUUAAUUUGCUCGAAGAUUGACAAUCGCAAUUCCAUUUGUGCCUUAUUAUACGACGUUGUUUUCCUCAUUUAUAAGGUAUUAAAAGCAAUCGACCAUCGAAUUUCUUCUAAACGACAGCCCUAUGUUAAUAACUAGCACCUAUUUUGUAAAUAUAUAAGUGUGAAUGCAGGGUUUUUUUAUUGUGAAUAUUUUUUAUUAACCGGCAAAGCGUGUAACAUUUGAUUCAAACCAAGUUUUGAUUCAUUGGAUAAAUCGAAUGAAAUAUUUUUAAUUCGGAUUAAUUGUUUAAUUUGACAGCUCCGUGAAAUGGAACGUGUGUCCUAUUCCGUACUAUAUUAUAUCGUUCGAAUUUUAAAUUUUUCAUAACGAUUUUAUCCGUUCGAGAUAUUUCUUGUGUGUAGUCUGCAUAAUGGAUCGAGAAUGCAUCCUAUUUGGUAUUUAUUAUCUAUUUAACUUUAAACCCUAGUAGGAAUAGCUAGAUUUUAUAUCAUAUUGUGCUGUCCUCUUGUCGGAUCAAAAACAAAUCCAUAGAUUAGCAAUAAUUAAUGCGACUUAAAUUCACGUGAAUCAUUUAAUAGAGAUUAGAUUCAGUCAACGGUCAAUUACAUUUUUAAAAUAGCGAAUUACGAAUAUUUCGAAUUGUGAAGACUAGAGAUGUACCGCGUAACUAUCAAUAACGAUGUCAAUCCCUUCACUAGUUAUUAUUGUUUUUACGAGGAUACGCUUAUAAAAUAAUCAUUAAGCCAUACUCCACAAAUAUUUUUAAUGACAGUUUCAAUUGAUGGUUUUGUAUCCUUCAUUUUUAAUUAUUUAUGUGGAGUCAUGAAAUACUGAUGAAACUGAUUUAAAAUGUUUUAAUUAAGGUGAAUCGGAUUGUCGCAAUUGCGUUUGCCAAAUUUUGUAUGUUUAAAGUUAUGGUUUAAAACAGUUCCCGUUGUACAGUCAGACACAAAAGUAGCUGAACAAUUUCAAAAUUUCGAAUCGCUUUUAAACUUUUGUGUCCUUAACAACAUUUUUUUUAAUAAAAUUAACUUGAAGCGUUUUACUUUAUCGUAGUCAAAGAAUAUAGAAUAUUUGGACGUUGUGUAGAGUUUUGAAUUUGUUCAACUAUUUUUGUCGUUGACUGGACAUAGCUUCAUAAAAAAGUAGAAUAAAUUAACCUUAGUGUCAAGAUUACAGUUCAGAAAGACAUUCAUCGUUUGGCAUUUGCAAAAAACGAAAUAUUUGUUAAAAGUAUGUCAUCUUGAAAUCAUACUAUUAUUGUACUUGAUGUCUGUGAUGUUGUUUUAUUAUAAUUAUAAUUAACUAUAUAUUUAUAAGCAGUUAAUUGUUUCGACAGUACAGUAAGAAUUGAGUAACUAAGUUAAAUUUGAUAUUAGUUAAAAAAAAAACAUUGUCUCUUAAUUUAAAAACUAUUGCGGCUCAAUUUUGUCUAUGAAACCGUAUUGCCAACCUAAAAAUGUUUUUCUGUAUUACCAGUGUAAUAAUACUAUGUAUAGUGUGUUAUUAUUAAGUUGGUAGUUUUAUUUAAAUUAAUAAAAUAUUGUCAUUAGUGUUUUUGUUCAGUAUCGAUAUUGUUACGUAAAAUGUACUUGCUUUUGUAAAGAUGUGACGCUUAAAGAUAGUAUGGUGAUACUAUAUGCGAAUUCCAUUCUUGUGAGAUUGAAUAAAAUAUUUGUUAAAUGUUCUUGUUUAAGAAAUUUUAGUAAAAUGUAUUUUAAUUGAAAAAGCAUUUAACUAUGUAGGAUGUGUUUCGACACUAAUUUAAUGUCGAUAGUAUGUUAUCGAUAACAGAACAACUCUAUGUUGUGUAUUGUUUAUUUAUAAUUUUUUAAGUACAAACAUGAAUAAUUAUGAAUCAUAGAAAGUGCUUUUGCUAAAUGUUGAAUAUUAUUAUAAAAAGUAUUAUUUUUAUGUAAAAAAAUGUACGGACUAAUAAAUGGUGUAAAUAAUGA
Manduca sexta (tobacco hornworm) is the source of this 5214-nucleotide messenger RNA. RefSeq names its product transmembrane protein 165. The transcript is spliced from 4 exons. Lineage: Eukaryota; Metazoa; Arthropoda; Insecta; Lepidoptera; Sphingidae. Gene Ontology annotation, cellular component: Golgi apparatus. The record is from RefSeq and is a predicted model, not a curated record. Bases 226 to 1056 code for a protein of 276 amino acids. Gene Ontology annotation, biological process: Golgi calcium ion homeostasis; manganese ion transmembrane transport; Golgi calcium ion transport. Gene Ontology annotation, molecular function: calcium ion transmembrane transporter activity; manganese ion transmembrane transporter activity.